CCAAGCCUGUCUUUCUACCUUUACUCUUUGCCCUUCACUCUCUUCAAGACUGAGUCUCUAGACACUCCCGUCUUCUUCUUUCACAGCUCAUUCAUGUCUUCUUCUUGUUCCCUUUAAAGCUCUCAAAAGCCAAAGCAAGAACUAGCCACAUUGCAGAAAAAAACCCAUAAAAAAUGAACCUUCAUAACCUCUCCUUUCUUCUUCUUCAUCUUCUGUUCUUCUUUCACCUCCCCUUAUCAAAACCAGAUCUCUCUUCCGACCGUGCAGCCCUCCUCGCCUUCCGCUCCUCCGUCGGAGGCCGUACGCUCCUUUGGAAUGCCUCCCAAUCGAGUCCCUGCAGCUGGGUCGGCGUUCUCUGUGAACAGAACCGUGUAACGGUGCUCAGACUCCCCGGCGUAGCUCUCUCCGGCCAAAUCCCACUUGGAAUUUUUGGAAACUUGACUGCUCUCCGUGCUCUCAGCCUCCGUCUCAACUCUCUCUACGGCCAACUCCCUUCUGACCUUGCUCUCUGUUCUAAUCUCCGUAAUUUGUACCUCCAAGGAAACCAAUUUUCCGGCGAUAUCCCCGAGUUUUUGUUCACUUUGCAUGGCCUUGUCCGGUUAAAUCUCGCCAGUAACAAUUUUUCCGGCGGGAUCUCUUCUGGAUUUAACAAUUUGACGCGGCUGAAGACUUUGUAUCUCGAAAGCAACAGCCUUUCCGGGUCAAUUCGCCAGUUAAAGUUACCGAAUCUUCAGCAGCUUAAUGUUUCAAACAAUUUUCUAAAUGGGUCAAUUCCAAAAGCGCUUCAAGCUUUCGGGUCAAGUUCAUUUCUGGGUAAUUCUCUUUGUGGGAAACCACUUGAAGAUUGCUCAAAAAGCGCCAGUGUGGUUGUUCCAAGUACACCCACCGGCGGGGAUAGUAAUGAGAAAGAGAAAAAGAAGAAGCUUUCCGGCGGAGCAAUUGCCGGCAUUGUAAUUGGAUCUGUUCUUGGGUUUCUGUUAAUUGUAAUGAUUUUGAUGAUUUUGUGUAGAAAAAAGAGCAGCAAGAGAAGUAGGUCAGUUGACAUUGCUUCAUUGAAGCAACAAGAAGCAGAACUUGCUGGAGAUAAAGGAAGUGUUGGGCAGGUGGAGAAUGGUGGUGGGUACUCAGUUUCAGUGGCGGCAGCCGCAGCAGCGGCAAUGGUGGGGAAUGCUAAAGGGGAAGUGAAUGGUAACAGUAAUGGCCCCAAAAAGUUAGUAUUUUUCGGAAAUACAGGGAGGAUUUUUGAUUUAGAAGAUUUGUUGAGAGCUUCUGCAGAAGUUCUAGGAAAAGGGACCUUUGGAACAGCUUAUAAAGCUGUUUUGGAGAUGGGAACUGUGGUGGCUGUGAAGAGAUUGAGGGAUGUAACACUUUCUGAAACGGAAUUCAAGGAGAAAAUUGAUACCGUUGGCGUGAUGGAUCAUCGAAAUUUAGUCCCACUUCGAGCUUAUUAUUAUAGCAGAGAUGAGAAGCUUCUUGUUUAUGACUUCAUGCCAAUGGGAAGCUUGUCUGCACUUUUACAUGGCAACAAAGGAGCAGGUAGGACUCCUUUGAACUGGGAAAUUCGAUCUGGCAUUGCGCUUGGAGCUGCUCGUGGCAUCGAAUAUCUUCACUCCCAAGGUCCUAAUGUCUCUCAUGGAAACAUAAAAUCAUCAAACAUUCUUCUAACAAAAUCUUAUGACGCACGUGUCUCUGAUUUUGGCUUGGCGCAUCUCGUUGGUCCUUCCUCUACCCCCAACCGGGUAGCCGGCUACCGGGCUUCAGAGGUCACUGACCCUCGCAAAGUAUCCCAGAAGGCCGAUGUGUAUAGCUUUGGUGUGCUGCUCUUGGAGCUUCUCACUGGAAAGGCCCCAACGCAUGCCCUCUUGAACGAGGAAGGUGUCGACCUCCCCAGAUGGGUGCAGUCCAUUGUUAAAGAGGAGUGGACUUCGGAGGUUUUCGACCUCGAGCUCCUGAGGUACCAGAGUGUUGAAGAGGAGAUGGUUCAGCUCUUGCAGCUCGCCAUUGAUUGUGCAGCACAAUACCCUGACAACCGUCCUUCAAUGUCGGAAGUAACGAGGCGAAUCGAGGAGCUAUGUCCUCUGAGCAUUCAAGAAGAACAGGAUCCUCAGCCGGAUCAAGUGAACGAUGCAGAUGAAGCAUAUUCACUAUGAGCUGCCAUUAAAAAGUCAUCCCAGAAAUACAGUGUUGGUUUUAUUGUAUGUUUGAUUUGAAGCCUUCAAUCUUCAUCGUUUCAUUAGGAGCCAAGCCAACUGUUUUUCAUCUCUUCAUUAGUAGUCCUUGUACUAGAUUAUUUUUUUUUUUCUCAACUUUAAAAUUUCAUGAAAACUUUGAGGUUGAAGCCAGUUCAAAUUGUUCUUGUUGGGUGGAAGAAGGUGCUUGUAAUUAUUCUAAGAUUUGCUUUUGCUUUUUGAUA
This is a messenger RNA of Mangifera indica (mango), 2413 nucleotides long. RefSeq names its product probable inactive receptor kinase At1g48480. Gene Ontology annotation, biological process: protein phosphorylation. The coding region runs from base 174 to 2150 and encodes 658 amino acids. The transcript is spliced from 2 exons. Lineage: Eukaryota; Viridiplantae; Streptophyta; Magnoliopsida; Sapindales; Anacardiaceae. Gene Ontology annotation, molecular function: protein kinase activity; ATP binding; protein binding. The record is from RefSeq and is a predicted model, not a curated record.